Komagataella phaffii GS115 is the source of this 4092-nucleotide messenger RNA. RefSeq lists its product as uncharacterized. Gene Ontology annotation, cellular component: Lid2 complex. Bases 1 to 4092 code for a protein of 1363 amino acids. Gene Ontology annotation, molecular function: ubiquitin-protein transferase activity; chromatin binding. Gene Ontology annotation, biological process: histone catabolic process. The record is from RefSeq and is a predicted model, not a curated record. The transcript has a single exon. NCBI's taxonomy places the organism in Eukaryota, Fungi, Ascomycota, Pichiomycetes, Pichiales, Pichiaceae.
AUGUCGUCUGGAGCAAGACCAAAACGGUCAGCAAGCCUGAAGGUUAACUACAAAGAGGCGACAGAGAAGGAGUACGAUGCUAUGCUUCACAAGAGCAUUUCGAAGUCUCCUUCCAAAAGACAGAAGAAAGUCACACCUCCUUCCACUGCGAAUACAAGUGAGACCCCCAAUUUAGACACAGCCAAUCCUUCCAUAUACGUUCCCAUAGACGAAGAGGUUCCUUUAAACUGGCAGCCUCCGGUCAAAAAGCAAGAUAGGUUCAACAAUGUGCUGGAUCUUGAAGGGGCCAUAAUAUCAGAGAACACUCUGAUCCUCAAAAAUAGACAGCCAAUUAGUAAAGGCCAAUGUAUAUACAUGAUCAGUGAACCUGCGGGUGAGCCGUACUAUAUUGGCAGGAUCUUAGGGUUUGAAAAAAAGGAGAAUUUCACUGAUAAUCCUCAAGACGCAAAGAACUUCAUGUUCAAGAUAAAUUGGUAUUACAGACCAAGAGAUCUUGUGAAGAGGUCGACCGAUUCAAGACUACUUUACGCCACAAUGCAUACAGACAACUGUCCAAUACAAAGCUAUAGAGGAACUGUGACUAUCAAGCAUAAAUCGGAGAUUGCGAACUUGGACGAAUUCAAGCAAACUCCCAACUGCUUUUACUUUGAAAAACUGUUUGAUCGGUACAUGAUUAAACUGUACGACGUUUUGCCUACCAAGUCCUUAGAUCACUUGCCCGAGAAUUACUACCGAGCUUUGAAUAAGAGAUUUGAAUAUGUGUUUGUGGAAACUGGUAAGGCACAGACUCUGUUAUCAGCUCCGAAAAACUGUGAGAAAUGCUACCAAUGGUGUAGCAACAUGGACAGUGUUCACUGUUUAAACUGUGAAAAAUACUACCAUAUGUUGUGUCUUGAUCCACCUAUCUUAUCUAAGCCGAAAAGAGGGUUUGGAUGGUACUGUGCAAAGUGUUCAAGAGACAUGGAGGUUGAACUAAGUGAAAGAAGAGGAAAAUUAUUGGAAGAUUCAGUCGAUGAUGAUAAGGACGACGAAGUUGAAGACGAUGAAAAGAACGAAGUCGAAAGACAAUCUACGCCAAGUUCUUUACCGCAUUAUGAGGAAGCAGCCAUUCAGUUCCUUGAAAAUGACUCCACGCAUUCUCUUGAAGAACGACGAAAGCUGGAAGAAUGGCCGUAUAGGUAUCUAGGUGUUCAUGCAAAACUAGAGGACGCACUGGAUCUACAAGAUAGACCAUACCCACGAGCUGCUUCCAGACUGGGUGCUAAACACCAAUGCAACUAUAUCCCCGACUGGUUUGGACACCCUUUAAAGUAUUACGACAAACUUGACGAUGACGGAAAGGUAGUAGAUUCACACAAGAAAAAGCAACGAUAUUUCAAAUCCAAAUCCAAGGUCAGCCCUCCUCCCAUUUCCGUUAUUGAGGACGCCAAUGUGUUGAAAGUUCCAGAUGAAUACAAAGGCCAAACACCAGAUACAUAUCCUCCUUGGCUGCUGCCAAGACCAAGAGGAUACAUUGAGAGAGGCGGUGACGAUACGGCGGUGUUGAUGUGGAGGCAACCAAAGGACCAGAGUGAUAUGGUAGAGUCUUAUAUUGAGAAAUGUUCUGAGGUUUCAGAUAAGCUGGGAUUGUACCGGAAAACUCCCAAUUUUAUGGAUGCUAUAUUGAAAUUCCUUAUGGACAGCAAUUACGACCCUAUAAAGGCAUUUGAGGAAGUCAAAAAGCUUACUCGAGAUUCGGUAAAGGAGCCUACAUUAACGCCAGAAGAGCUUGAAAAGUUUGAGGCUGCAGUGAAAAAAUAUGGUAGUGAACUAUAUCCUGUCUAUCAAGCAGUGGGAACACAGAAAUGCCCUGACAUCGUCAGGUUUUAUUACCUUUGGAAGAAAACUCCUAAUGGGCAUCGGAUAUGGGAUAAUUUCGAAGGAAGACACAAGAACAAAAUUAAAGCAGCAAUAAAGACGACUAAAGGCACACCUGAGGACAUUAACGACUCAGGGGAUGAUUCUGCUUUUGAUUCCAAGAAGAUAAAAGCGCAGCGUUUUGAGUGCAAGUACUGCCAUUCAAAUCACUCGACGCAGUGGUUCAAGGUGAGCGGUGCAGAAAUUUCCGAAAAUGGAUCCCGAAUAGCUCUUUGUAUGCGAUGCGCUCGUCUUUGGAGACGUUAUGGAGUCGUUUGGGAAGAACCAAACGAGAAACCUACCCCUAAGGCAGGUGCUGCAUGGAAAAAGAAGAUUGAAUCAGAGCUGGUCAGAGAUAAUGAAGCAAUCAUUAAAGCCAGAGAAAUGUAUAGACAACACCCAAGAAAGAUUGGAAGCAAAAGAAAGGCUGAUGAUUACGAAUCUCCAACAACGAAGCAGAAUGGUUCAGUGAAGAGGUCGAAACAAGAUAAGGAAAAGAACAAAACAGAACAAAUUAAGCUUGAAUCUAAAAAAUCGGAGCCAAAGAAGGCGGAUAACAAGAAGGCAGCAACCAAAAAGACUGAAUCCAAGAAGGUUGUGACUAAUCCUGAGCAAAAGCAAAAGGUAAAGAGAAAGAAGGUUGAGAAGAAAUCUCCUGAUCCGAAACUAAAGGGUGACUCCACAAAACCUUUAACCAAGAAAUCAAGAUCGAAAGACAGUACAAAGCAAGACAAAUCAUCUUUGGCCACUACUACAAAAGUUAAGGCUAAUAAAGAACCUAAAGAUUCAAAUAAAUUGCUAAAAAUAGCUCCCAAGAAACUGCCACCUCAAAAACAACCAUUAGUCUCUGACAAGGCCAUCGAGGAAGCAAAAUUGCCCUUCGCAGUUUCAGAGUUGGCCUCUUUUCUUCCUUGGAGAAAACUGUUCAACCGCUAUGCCAGUGAUUAUGAAAUUUCCAACUUAACAUUGGAUACGAUCAAACGAAUAAUGAAAUCCAUAAGGCCAGGCAACCCAAUAGAAGAUAACAAAAAAGUGUGGAAGCUUUUGAAGUCUGCACAACUUCCUGGCUUGACUUCCAAGAAUAUGAGUUUACCACUCUAUGACCUGCAAUCGAGACCAUGUAGCGUCUGUCGCACCUUUGAUGAUAUCAAUGAAAUGCUGAUUUGCAUAAAUUGUGGUCUUAAUGUUCAUGCUUCGUGUUAUGGUAUGGAUACAAAGAUUGAGGGAAACUCAUUUCAGAUGGAGAGUGGAUAUUACAACUACAAAUGGUGCUGCGAUCCGUGCAGCAAUGAUUUACAUCCUUUGAUAUCAACUUACUACUCUUGCAUGCUUUGUAAUGCUAGAGAGAUUGAUCAUGAUGCCUGCAUUACUGGGCAGCCAAAUGCCAUUCCUGAUUGCUUGAAGCGAACAACGUCUGACGACUGGGCCCAUGUUAUCUGUGCUCUUUUUACAAAGGGCAUAACUUUCGGUAAUCCAGCUGCAAUGCAGCCAAUUCAGGGGGUAGAGGCAGUCUUGCAUAAGAAUACUAAUUUGAGUUGUGGAAUUUGUGGUGUCCGUGGAGGAGGCAUGGCAGACUGUCAUCUAUGUAAAAAGGAAAUGCAUCUAACCUGCGCUGUGGACGUUGCAGGCUGUAUGUUUGGAUUUUUGAUUGACAACAGCUCUGAUAAUCGAGAUGCCAUCAAAAUCAGUGAUGAGGUUUGUGGGCUCCCUAGUCAAUGUCUUAUUUGCAAUAGUCAUCCUAUUUCCACUCUCCCCAAGAACUUUGUGCCAUUGCGGGCCCAUGGAACUCUUUUGAACCAAAUUGGUAAACCUUUCGUAUUGGUCUUGAGUCAAUUUUUGAAGGUCAGCAAAUCUGCGGAUUCAUUGCAACUGCAUUCUAAAAUCAUUCAACGAGAGAUUGCCCCUGAUCUAACCGAGAAAAGGAUAGUAUUGAACCCAUCACCACUAUUUCAGAACAUCUUGAACAGCGUUUCUCCUGAAUCGAAAAAUAACAGCGUCAAGCUCUCUUGUCAGCGUUGUAAUGGUAUCCAGUCACCAAUAUGGUAUCCUUACCAUGAAGAUAGUCAAGCAGAGAACAACUCGAAAGUUGAAUGCCAUAGUUGCCAUUAUGGACCUCAACAGAAUCGAGAGAUUCCCAACCUGAAAAGAUUCACUGAAAGGCUAGAUCUUUCCAGGCUACAGAUAGUUAAUGAUUAG